CUGCUGCGCGAGGCGCGCGACUUCCAGGCGGCGCGCUACGACCGCCACGACCGCGGGCCGUGCCCCCGCAUGCGUCCGCGCCCCUCCACCGGCCUCGCCGAGAUCCUGGUGCUGGUGGGCGGCUGCGACCAGGACUGCGACGAGCUGGUCACCGUCGACUGCUACAACCCGCAGACGGGCCAGUGGCGCUACCUGGCCGAGUUCCCCGACCACCUGGGCGGGGGGUAUAGCAUCGUGGCGCUGGGCAACGACAUCUAUGUGACAGGCGGGUCUGACGGCUCCCGGCUCUACGACUGCGUGUGGAGGUACAACUCCAGCGUGAACGAGUGGACGGAGGUGGCGCCCAUGCUGAAGGCGCGUGAGUACCACAGCUCCUCCGUGCUGGACGGGCUGCUCUACGUGGUGGCUGCGGACAGCACAGAGCGCUACGACCACACCGCCGACUCCUGGGAGGCGCUGCGGCCCAUGACCUACCCCAUGGACAACUGUUCCACCACCGCGUGCCGCGGGCGCCUCUACGCCAUCGGGUCCCUGCCCGGCAAGGAGACCAUGGUGAUGCAGUGCUACGACCCGGACACCGACCUGUGGUCGCUGGUGGACUGUGGCCAACUCCCGCCCUGGUCCUUUGCGCCCAAGACAGUGACGCUGAAUGGACUCAUGUACUUCGUCAGGGACGACUCCGCCGAGGUGGACGUGUACAACCCUACGAAGAACGAGUGGGACAAGAUCCCGUCUAUGAAUCAGGUGCACGUGGGCGGCAGCCUGGCUGUCCUGGGCGGGAAGCUGUAUGUGUCAGGCGGCUACGACAACACGUUUGAGCUCUCCGAUGUGGUGGAGGCCUACGACCCCGAGGCGCGGGCGUGGAGCGUGGUGGGGCGGCUCCCGGAGCCCACCUUCUGGCACAGCAGCGUCAGCAUCUUCCGCCAGUUCAUGCCACAGACUCCGCUGGGCGGCCGCGGCUUCGAGCUGGACAGUCGCAGCGGAGACGAGGACGCAGGCCGGCACCAGCCACCGCGGGACCCUGACGCACUGCACUAGCCCCGGCCUAGCCCGGGGAGGGCCUCCGUGCAGGGAACCCAGCACCUCUGUGGGGGCGGAGACCCCUUCCUUCGGGCACAGGCGGAACCCCAAGAGCCCGGGACCCAUCACAGCCUGAAAGUUUUCUGUGCACUUAGAGCCUCAGUCACAGCUGCUGGGGCCGGGGUGGGCCGUGAAUGUCGCGCUGGUCCCCGUCUCUGGCCCCCAGAGGUCAUCCUCCUCACUCAUGCAGUGUACACCCCGCCCGCUGCCACUUCCCAUGGCUCCGUGCUCCCACCUUGAGGGCAGAGAGCACAAGGUCCCCCUUUGGGGGUUGGAGAAUGGCCUGGACCCUCCUACCUUCUGCUGGCCCGGGAGCACUGGCUGAGCAGACCGCAGGGGCUGUACGGUGCCGGGUGUCCCGAGUGCAGCGGCUCCGCCUGGCCAGCUCAGCUCCUUGCCCCUGCUGGGCUCCCACGUCCAAGCAGGAUGUGAGCGUGGGGAGUGAGUCUGAAGAGGGGUCCCCGAGUGCCUUGGGACUGAUGCUGGGUCUGACCCCCCCCAGCCAGGGAGACCUUGCUGGGCAAGGAGACUGCCCUGGGACUCUGCCCAGGCAGGGGAGGAGAGCCUGAGGAGAGGGCCAGUGCAAGGUCAUGGCUGCUCACUGUCGUCCACAGCCGGCCAGGCACACGGCCGCUGUGCCCAGCCCUCCUCCCUGGGCUGUGUGAAGAUUCCCUGAAGCCUGAGCAGGAGCGGCCGGGCAGUAGGUUCCGAGUUCGCUCUUCACCGGAAGCGGGUGUGGAGGGAGCCAGAGCCAGGGUCACCUUGCUGUCCCACAAGUGCCCUCGCCAGCACUGUCUGUGGGAGCAGGUGGUGGCAGGUGUGCCCAGGGAGACAGUGUGGGACCCCUGGUGACCUCUCAGGAGAGACGUUCCUGUGCAUUGAGUUGGAGCCCUUCAAGGUGCCCAGUGUGGCCUCCAGUUGGACCCGUCCCCUCCUUUCCAGGCGAGGGCAUUAGGACUGUGUCAGGUGACAGGAAGGUUGCCCAGUCACCUGACUCCUGCAAGUGGGAUCUCAUGCAGACGCGAUCACCUAGCAAGCAGUACCCGAACCCCGCAGCGGCCAGGUCGCAGGGGUGUUGCCUUAAUUUCUCCCGGGUCGUCAGGCAGGGCCUGCCGUGCCUGCCUUCUCCCUCUGUGUGGUGCCAUGUGCCGUUUUGUCACUGCAGUGUACUAGAAAGUGUGUCCAGUCUGCUUGGGGACACUGGCCACCGCUGUCCUGAGUUGGUUCAGGAAAGGGCUGGGAGAGGCCCAGGGUUCCUGCUCGUCACCGUGCCUGGCGGCCGCGCAGACAGAAUCUGGGUUUGUGUCCCUCUGUGCUCUGGAGCGGUGCGGGUCACCACCAUCAGGACCAGGCUUUGGGUCUGAAAGAGCAGGUUCCAUGGCCUGCAGACGCUCCUGGGGGUGCAGGAUCAGGGGUUCCCCUCAUUCGGCAGCCACAGGCUCUGGGUGUUGGGGUCCCCACCGUCGUAGAUGUUGCCACACUGACUUGGAAACAGAUGUCAGCCCACCCGGGGAUGGGACUUUCUGACAUGAUCACAUGCACAGGGCUUCGUCUAUAAGACGUUAAGUUACGGAAGUGACUGGUAUUUAAUGCUGAUCUAAAUGUAUUCUAUAUUUAUAUGACCUCAGAGACUCUAAUGAAGGACACACCCUCCAGUGUCCCAUAUCCAGUCACACCCCAGAGGUGGGCACAUAUGUGUAUUUAUUUUUGUCUAUUCUGUAGGCCUAAGUCUCCAGAGAUCUGUCUCCAGGUUUUAAGAUGCCUUCAGUACUUUUUGAAAUAAAAAUAUUUCCUGUA
Molecule: messenger RNA, 2877 nt
Organism: Chinchilla lanigera (long-tailed chinchilla)
Lineage: Eukaryota; Metazoa; Chordata; Mammalia; Rodentia; Chinchillidae
Gene: Klhl21
Product: kelch-like family member 21
Molecular function (GO): protein binding
Source: RefSeq, a predicted model, not a curated record